AUGAAAGCCAAAUUUCUCGAUCCAAAUAACGGUCUACCUGCCAUCAUCAGAAACCAUAACUCAAUUCCAUGGGACAUCAGGCUCGAUUGUUCCGCAAUUCUAAAGCGAAUGGAGGAAGGAAACUUCCAUGUCGACCUUUCGCGUGGCAUUCUAACAAAGAGAACUUUUAGAGAAAACGGAAAAAGCUCAGUCUCUCGAGUUCUUGAUAAAAACUACCCUUUCAAGCAGUCUGCCUUUGUUGUUGGAGAUAGCCACCUACGCAAUGGCCAGUGGUUUCCUUGGCAAAUUUGCGCUUUACGCGAUGGUGCACAUGGAGACAUUGAAGGCGGAAUUUCUGGAAAUAAAUUAACUGGUGCCGUCUCCAUUGUUCUCAGUUCCUCCGGUGGAGGUGGAAACCAGAUGUAUGCCGAUGUUGACCAGGGAGACACAGUAUGGUACUGUGGAACUAGAGGCAAGAAUGGAGAAGUCUCUGCAAACACAGCUCUGCUUCUCCAGGCUGCCAAUAGGAAGAGUGACGUCCGUGUUCUUCGAAGCUCCAAGCUUCCCAAGGUGAACCCCUACAGACCCUCUGAAGGAAUGAGGUAUGAUGGUCUGUACAAAAUCUGCAGCUACGAGAUUCUCGAUCAAGCGACUGCUCUGCACCGGUUCAAGCUUGAGCGUGUUAAAGGCCAAACUCCCAUUCGAUACAAGGGACCAGAAGUUCGCCCUACUGCCCGUGAAGUCGAAGAGUUGCGCAAAGCCUACAGACACAAUGCUGAAUCCAAGCCAGCGAAGGAACCAAAGAUGAAGCAGCCUGCUGCUGCACCAGUGGUUGAACAGAAGGCAUAA
This is a messenger RNA of Trichophyton rubrum CBS 118892, 828 nucleotides long. RefSeq lists its product as uncharacterized. The transcript has a single exon. Gene Ontology annotation, molecular function: ubiquitin protein ligase activity. Gene Ontology annotation, biological process: protein ubiquitination; negative regulation of gene expression via chromosomal CpG island methylation. The coding region runs from base 1 to 828 and encodes 275 amino acids. The record is from RefSeq and is a predicted model, not a curated record. Lineage: Eukaryota; Fungi; Ascomycota; Eurotiomycetes; Onygenales; Arthrodermataceae.